Messenger RNA from Entamoeba invadens IP1, 1869 nucleotides. RefSeq lists its product as hypothetical. Gene Ontology annotation, molecular function: zinc ion binding; protein dimerization activity; linear primary-alkylsulfatase activity. Gene Ontology annotation, biological process: dodecyl sulfate metabolic process; antibiotic catabolic process. Lineage: Eukaryota; Evosea; Mastigamoebida; Endamoebidae. The transcript has a single exon. The record is from RefSeq and is a predicted model, not a curated record. Bases 1 to 1869 code for a protein of 622 amino acids.
AUGGCGAGUGAGUUCACAAAGCAAGCAAAUGCCAAAGUAUUCUCCGAGUUGGACUUUAACGACAAACGAGAUUUUGAAAACGCAGAGCGUGGUUUUAUAGCGACUUACCCGGAUGAAUAUAUCCCAGGCAAGGACUACAACUCUAUGUGCUACAACUUCAAGAUGACCGAAUUUUUAGACAAAGAAUGUCCUGAGACAGUGAACCCCUCGUUGUGGAGACAGUGUCAGUUAAACAAGAAACAUGGUCUAUUCGAAGUUAUCAAAGGGAAGUUGUACCAAAUCCGUGGCUUUGAUAUAGCGAACAUGUCAUUCAUCAGGGGAAAGAGUGGGUGGAUAGUUGUUGACUGCACCUGCACCAAUGAAGCAGCCGCAGCUGGUCUGGCCUUAUUGAAAAAGCAUAUAGAAGACAUUCCCGUCUCCGCAGUUAUCAUCACACAUAGUCAUGGGGAUCAUGUUGGUGGGUAUGCCGGGGUCAGUGAUGGGUCAGUGAAAGUCUACCAACCAAAGAAUUGCUUAAAAGAGUUAGUAGAAGAGAACUUACUCACUGGCAAUGCUAUGGACAGGAGAAGUAUCUUUAUGUAUGGCCAAAACCUCCCAAUUAACCCACUUGGGAUGGUCGGGUGUGGACUUGGACACCAACUUUCACAUGGGGUGAAUAGUUUCCACAAUCAAUCAUCGUGCAUUGAAGUAGAAGGUGAGAAAGAAUUGGAAGUCGAUGGUAUCAAAAUCCAAUUCAUUGAAACACCUGGCGCGGAAGCCCCAUCAGAAUUUGUAUUUUAUAUUCCCGAGUUCAAGGCAUUCUGCCAAGCGGAAGAAGUCAAUCACUUGAUGCAUAAUUUAGUCACACUCCGUGGUGCUAAAGUCAGAAGUGGCCAAUUGUGGUCAUACUAUAUCGACCAAAUCAUUGAGAAGUUUGGUGAUGAUGUCGAAAUCAGUUUUGGGUCACACAACUGGCCCGUGUGGGGGAAUAAAGAGAUUGUCGAGUUCUGGGAGAAGCAGCGCGACUUAUACAAAUUCGUCCAUGACCAGACCAUCCGUUAUAUCAACAUGGGCUACACUCCCAAUGAAAUUCCAACACUCGUGAAGUUACCAAAGAGUCUAGAAAAGGAGUUUUACUGUCGUGGAUAUUAUGGUACUUUAAGUCAUAACAUUAAAGCACAGUACCAAUUGUAUCUUGGAUUUUAUGAUGGUAACCCUGCAUCACUCGACCCACUUGCGCCAGAAGAAAUGGGUAAGAAAUACUUGGAAUGUUUUGGUGAGGAGAAAUUGAUUGAAAUAGGGAAGAAGGCGUACACUGAUGGAGAAUAUCGAUGGGGCGUUGAGGUAUUGAACCACGUCAUUUUUGGCAACCCUAAAAAUGUUGAAGCGCGAAAGGUCUUAGCAGACAUUUAUACACAACUUGGAUACGCACAAGAGUCUGCAGUGUGGAGAAAUAUCUAUUUAACUGGGGCGUUUGAAAUUAUGGGAGAAAAGGCAAAGGAAUUCAAGGCCAAUAACACGGAGAAUUUGAGUAUUAUUGUUGCUCUGACAUGUCCACAGCUCUUCGAAGUGAUGUCUACAAAUAUAGUUCCAGAAAGAAUAGUCGACCAGAGUAUGAUUAUCAAUUUCACUUUUGUUGAUACAAAGGAAGUUGUCUGUUUAGUUGUUAAGAAUUGUGUUGUCAAUGUAAGAACUACACUAAGCAAAAAAGCUAAUGUUAGUCUAACUUUAACUAAAAUGGUGUUGCUUGGUGUCAUUGCCAAAAAGGUUGAGUUGAAGGGAUUGGUGAUGAGUGGCAAAGUCAAAUGUGAAGGUGAUCCAAGUUGCUUGAUGAGACUCUUUGGCUCGGUCUCAACACCCGAGAGAAUAUUCAAUAUUGUUGAACCAUAA